UUUUCUUCUCUUCUCUUCUCUUCUCUUUUUGUAUGUUUUUUUUCCACUGGUAAUAUUAUAAUUCCCCCUUUCUGGUCCUAUCCUUCCUUUUCCUGUCCUAUCCCCUUCCAUUUUAACCUUUGUCCACCUUCUCUCUCCCGCCUGUCCGCUCAGAAUACUUUCAUUUCUCCGCUGUUACCGCCGCUUCCUCAUAUUCCACACCCGCUAAAAACAAUAUAACUUCGAUAAUGAAGUUCACCGCCUUCACUAUUUUCCUCGCCACCGCCGUGGCCACCGUCAGCGCCAAGAGCUGGAACAUUGCCAAAGAUCUGGACGAAGGUGGCUCCAACGAUGCCUGCGUUGCUAACUGCAAUACUGGUGAGGGCGACCGCUCCGGAUGCUUUAUCAAGUGCCAGGACACUCAUAAGUGCAACACCGAAUUUGCGCCGGUUUCAUACACUGAUACUGCUGACAUUGCCAUUGUGCCCGACUACGUUGGUCCCUCUGUCUCCUACAAGGGUGAGAAGCUUGAUGACCUGAACGACGGCAACGACCGUAGCAAUCUGGAUGAUUCCAGCAGCUCCAAGAGCCAGAGUGAUGGCGAUAACAAGAAUAGCUCCAGCGAAAUGUCCGCAUUACCUCGAUGA
This is a messenger RNA of Kickxella alabastrina, 626 nucleotides long. RefSeq lists its product as uncharacterized. The transcript is spliced from 3 exons. The record is from RefSeq and is a predicted model, not a curated record. Lineage: Eukaryota; Fungi; Kickxellomycota; Kickxellomycetes; Kickxellales; Kickxellaceae. Bases 228 to 626 code for a protein of 132 amino acids.